CAUACAGUCAAUUAUUGAUAACAGACACACCCCUGUAGACGCUGACACUAUGGGGACAAGAGGAGCGUAAUUUCCGUUCGAAUGAGUUCCAUCUCCAUCGGCCGACCACUUCGGCUGGCAAGACGAGGGGAAGAAAGGAACCAUUUGCCGCGUCAUCGAAAGCUGCCUAGACUGACCUUCUUGCAUAAAAGAGCACAAAAUGUCUCGAAAUAACCAGUCCAUUUCCUCGUUAAACAAACAAUAUGAAUUCAAACGCAUCCCUAUCUUCCUUCCUCCAGGUUAUCACUGGAACCAGCCAUACUUUCCUGACAUACCUAAGUUGGAUCCUUGCCUCUUGGAGACGUCCAAGAAGUCACCAAACCCGCAUCGUCUGUCUCUCUGAUACCCAUUCGCAGCAAUGCCCCGUUCCAGACGGCGACAUAUUGACCCACGCCGGCGAUAUGAGCCAGACCGGCAGCGCGGCCGACAUCCAAGAAACAAUCAAUUGGUUGAAGACCCUGCCGCAUAGACAUAAGGUCGUGGUUGCAGGCAAUAGCGAUCUCUUUUUCGACGCUCGGUCAAGGUUACCUGAAGACAUGGCCCUCUGUUCGGACAAGGAGAGCUCGUCAUGUCAAGAUGAUGUCUCUUCUAUCUUCGACUGGGGCGAUAUCCACUACCUCCAGGGCACGUCUGUGACGCUGGAUUGUAGUCCCAUCGACACUGAAUCCCCAGACCGAGUCUCAGGUUCAGUCCCCAGGUAUCUGAAAAUAUACGGCGCACCGUAUGUCCCCGAGUGUGGUCCCGAUCACGAAAACGCGUUUCAAUACCCAGUGACUCAUAAUGCAUGGAAUGGCAAGAUUCCUCCCUCGACUGACAUCCUAGUCACGCAUACGCCCCCAAAAUAUCACCUUGACUGGGACUUUGGAUCCCCCGAGGGCUGCGCAUUCUUACUUGAUGAAGUACGGAAAGUUAGACCGCUGCUUCAUGUGUUCGGGCAUGUGCAUGCUUCGUACGGCGCUGAGCGGGUUAUUUGGAAUAAGGCGCAGUUGAGAUGGGAGGGCUUUUGCGCGGAGGUUCAGGAGUUGCAGAGGCAAGAUGGUGUGAAGAUUCUUCGACGAGUAAAACUGGGGCUGGAUGCGACGAUGGUUUUGUUGUCUGGGGUCUGGGAUUUACUGGGGAGUUUGAUUGUCACGGGGCGUCUAGAAGGACAGUCAACUUUGAUGGUGAAUGCGGCGUGUAUGAAGGAGGAUGAGAAGUUGGGGAAUGAGCCUCGCCUAGUAUAUUUAUAGCGUAAAUCCACAAGCACUUUAGUGCUUCCAUAUGCCCCAGUCAUAACACCCCAAAAAGCGCUUAUUAAAUAUUACUCCUAGCCAUAAUUCCAGACCAUAGCUCCUGUUUAGCCAU
Molecule: messenger RNA, 1383 nt
Organism: Aspergillus steynii IBT 23096
Lineage: Eukaryota; Fungi; Ascomycota; Eurotiomycetes; Eurotiales; Aspergillaceae
Product: metallophosphatase domain-containing protein
Exons: 1
Coding region: 243-1268 (341 amino acids)
Molecular function (GO): hydrolase activity
Source: RefSeq, a predicted model, not a curated record